AUGUUGUUGGCAUUGAUCUAUGUAGAGAAAAUGCCCCAGAGAAAAGGCUUGGAUAAUCACACCACUGAACUGGGAUUUCUUCUUUUGGGAUUUUCUGACCACCCUUGCCUACCCAGCGUGUGCUUCACAGUCUUCCUGAUCAUCUACCUCAUGGUUCUCACUGGGAACAGCCUGAUUAUGCUCAUCACAGUGAUGGACUCAAGCCUCCACAACCCUAUGUAUUUCUUCCUGAGAAACCUGUCCUUCCUGGAGAUCUGCUACACAUCGACUACUCUACCAAAAAUGUUGGUAGCUUUCCUGACGGGAGAUGGCAGGAUCUCCUUUCUUGGCUGUGCUGCCCAGCUGUAUUUCUUGAUCAUGCUGGGAAGCACUGAAUGCCUUCUUUUGGCUGCCAUGGCCUAUGACCGCUACGUAGCCAUAUGUGACCCCCUGCGCUACAGCCUCAUCAUGAAUGGGGGGUUCUGCAUGAGACUGGUAGUGGGGGCGUGGAUGGCCAUCGUGCCACUACAAGUAGGACAGACCUAUCAGGUGUUCACCUUGCCCUUCUGUGCAUCCCGUGACCUUCAUCACUUCUUCUGCGAUGUCCCCCCUCUGUUGGAACUGGCCUGUGCAGACACUUUUUGCAACCAAGUGACCCUGCACACUAUCAUCUUCGUAUUCGCUGUCCUUCCCUUUUCCAUGAUAGUUAUUUCUUACACUAAAAUUAUCAGGGCAAUUCUGAAAAUGCCUUCAGUUCUGAGCAGACACAAAGCUUUUUCCACCUGCUCGUCACACCUCGGGAUUGUGACUCUCUUUUAUGGCUCAGCCAUGCUUGUGUACUUUAAACGCCGGUCACAGGACUCUGCAGACACUGACAAAUACCUUGCCCUGUUUUACACAGUCGUGACCCCCGUGUUUAACCCAGUCAUCUAUACUCUGAGGAACAAGGAAGUUAGAAUUGCCCUGAGAAGACUCCUGUGGAGAAAGUGA
Molecule: messenger RNA, 969 nt
Organism: Anas platyrhynchos (mallard)
Lineage: Eukaryota; Metazoa; Chordata; Aves; Anseriformes; Anatidae
Product: olfactory receptor 10AG1
Biological process (GO): G protein-coupled receptor signaling pathway
Cellular component (GO): membrane
Molecular function (GO): olfactory receptor activity; G protein-coupled receptor activity
Source: RefSeq, a predicted model, not a curated record